Messenger RNA from Megalobrama amblycephala (Wuchang bream), 1850 nucleotides. RefSeq names its product solute carrier family 25 member 22b (gene slc25a22b). Gene Ontology annotation, molecular function: L-glutamate transmembrane transporter activity; L-aspartate transmembrane transporter activity. Bases 653 to 1609 code for a protein of 318 amino acids. The record is from RefSeq and is a predicted model, not a curated record. Gene Ontology annotation, biological process: L-glutamate transmembrane transport; malate-aspartate shuttle; aspartate transmembrane transport. Lineage: Eukaryota; Metazoa; Chordata; Actinopteri; Cypriniformes; Xenocyprididae. The transcript has 11 exons.
GACAGCCACAAACAUGAUGGAGAAAAGCAAAUUUAGUUCUGAUAAACGCUUCUGCAGCAUUUGCUUGCAGAUAUUUUGUCCAAAUAUCUUUUUAGGGGCCUGCUGUAUUGAAUCAGACUGCUGAGACAAAUAAGAAAUUGAAAUGCAUAAAUCUGCUUCUAUUGAGGGAAACAAAGAAAAGCAGAGAGAAAAUUGAAGUCUAAUGUCUGUGGGACUCUUUUAGGGCUCUGCUCUCAUCUUCUCAUCUUCCCUCCCAGGUUCUUUGAACACCCUUAUAUUUACUUUCUCUCUCCUGCCUUGUACACUAACAGCCUCUGUUCCUGUAAGUCUUAUCAAUGGCUGGUUUUGAAUUUCCGAACAUAAUCUCUCAAUGGGAUGCAUUGUGGAGACUGCCUGUGGAUUCAGGAUAAAUGCAUUAUUCAGAGAGAGUCUGUAAAGCAGCCUGAAGUUCGGCUCAUCUCCAUCUUCUCUCUGGCCAUGUUGGACAUCCCUGCUGAGUACAUACUGCACAACCUGGAACAGUAAUAGAAACGUGCUGGAUCUCAAUAUCAGCCACACAAAAUUCAGUUACCAUCAAGAUUUGACACUCAAAAUAUGUACAAAUAUCAUUCCAUAAAAUCUGCUCUGUGACAUUGAUUUGUCUUCAUUUUAAAUGGCUGAAAAGCAAAUCAGCCUGCCAGCUAAACUCAUUAAUGGAGGCAUUGCUGGAUUGAUUGGUGUCACUUGCGUGUUUCCAAUUGAUCUGGCAAAAACACGCCUCCAAAACCAGCAAAACGGAUCUCGCAUCUACACUAGCAUGUCCGAUUGUCUGAUAAAAACUAUCCGAUCAGAAGGAUUCUGUGGGAUGUACAGAGGAGCAGCUGUUAAUCUGACUCUGGUAACUCCAGAAAAGGCCAUUAAACUGGCAGCCAAUGAUUUCUUCAGACACCAGCUCUCCAAGGAUGGACAGAAGUUGACGUUGUUUGGAGAAAUGUUAGCUGGCUGCGGGGCGGGUACCUGCCAAGUGAUUGUAACCACUCCUAUGGAGAUGCUCAAGAUCCAGUUGCAGGAUGCCGGCAGAAUAGAGGCUCAGAGGAAGCUAAUUGGCCAGCAUGGUGGAGGAGGCGGGGCCAAAGUGAAUGUUGUCCAGCUGAAGUCUCCCACAGCGCUCCAACUCUCUAGAGAUCUGCUGAAGGACAAAGGCAUCGCUGGUCUCUACACGGGACUGGGGGCCACUCUAUUACGGGAUGUGCCCUUUUCCAUCAUCUACUUCCCACUGUUUGCUAACCUGAAUAGCCUGGGCAGGAGGAACACUGAUGGUUCAGCUCCAUUUUACAUCUCCUUCCUCUCUGGCUGUCUGGCAGGCUGCACUGCGGCUGUCGCGGUCAACCCUGUGGACGUGCUAAAAACCAGGCUUCAGUCUUUGGCCCGUGGACGUCACGAUGACACUUACAGCGGAGUGAGAGACUGUAUCCGUAAGAUUCUCCAUCGCGAGGGUCCCUCUGCGUUCCUGAAGGGGGCGUACUGUCGCGCACUGGUCAUCGCUCCGCUGUUCGGCGUCGCACAGGUGGUGUAUUUCCUAGGAGUCGGUGAAUUUGUUCUCAGUCUCCUGCAUGGACAAAAACACUGAAUCUUUACUGUGGACGGAGCCGCUGAUUUUGGAACAGCUACUUGUAGUCAAACUGCAGCAAUAUUAAUAAAAUGAUAAAUUGUUAUGCACUAAAAAUAAAAAUGUAUGUAGAAACAAUUUUUACUCAGCAGUUGUUAGUAAGUUUCACAAAUAAUUACAAAGAAUCUGCAAGUAACACUUUGAUUUAAGUGCAAUAAUUUGUAAUAACAGUAGAAGGAAUGAAAUGUAUUUUCUUGUAAAA